Scheffersomyces stipitis CBS 6054 is the source of this 555-nucleotide messenger RNA. RefSeq names its product Nce4p (gene NCE4). Lineage: Eukaryota; Fungi; Ascomycota; Pichiomycetes; Serinales; Debaryomycetaceae. The record is from RefSeq and is a predicted model, not a curated record. Bases 1 to 555 code for a protein of 184 amino acids. The transcript has a single exon.
AUGUCUGAAAUCGCAAUUGCUAGUAGUAAUAGCUUCGAUCUGGCCAAGUACGUGCUGGAAUCGGCUUCUGUCACCAAGGAGCCUGUCCUCUUCCACAUUUUGCAUAUCAUAAACAUCUCCAAAUCACGUCUUAGCCAGAGGGACGACUGGCUCGAGUACAGCGAUCCCAAUAGCGCGUCUGUAGACAGAUUGAACAAGCUGAAGAAAAUGGUGCGAGAGGUUAAUAUCGACGACGAUGGCCCUAUAGUGAGUGCAUUUGACGUGUACAAGUUGCUACUACAAGAUUCACACAAGAACGUAUGCUAUGCAUUCGAAAAAGAACCGCUAAGAUUCUUGCGAGAUCAACGGCAGUCGACAGGCACACCACUUCCAAUCCGUCUUGGGGGAAAAUUACUUGUGAAAAAAGAUACGCCCGUCUGGAACGGGGUUCUUUUUCUUGAGAAUAGGCAAUGUACGUACCUAGGAGUGGAUGCAAACGAUCCGUUGAAUGCUCAGCUCAACACUGGAUUGGUAGAAAAGUAUAUAGCCAUUUUAGACCAAGAGCUUAAGAGUUAA